This is a messenger RNA of Eublepharis macularius, 6678 nucleotides long. It is a transcript of the gene VWA2, whose product is annotated as von Willebrand factor A domain containing 2. The transcript is spliced from 14 exons. Bases 192 to 2588 code for a protein of 798 amino acids. Gene Ontology annotation, molecular function: calcium ion binding. NCBI's taxonomy places the organism in Eukaryota, Metazoa, Chordata, Lepidosauria, Squamata, Eublepharidae. The record is from RefSeq and is a predicted model, not a curated record. Gene Ontology annotation, biological process: calcium-independent cell-matrix adhesion. Gene Ontology annotation, cellular component: basement membrane.
UCUGCUUUAGAAACAAAAGGGGAUAGGCAAAGGGAACACUCGGGAGAAAGCUUGCCACUACUUUCCUGCUUCCCCUCCCUCUCUUUUCUUCCUCCUCCUGAACACAUUACACCACAUUUCAGUUGCUCUCUACCAUUUAACUUGGCAAGAGCCUGAAGAUCUGCAAGAAAAUUGGACUUGUCUCCUCAACCAUGAGCCUCUUGUUGUUUGACUCAAUUUGCAUUUUUCUGAUUUCCCAAGCAUUUGUGUCAUGGAGCAUACAAGAAUUACACAUCAGGCAGGAAAUGGUGGAGAAAAUUUCAGCAGCUGGCCAGUUAAUGAACUGCUCUGCCCCAGUGGAUAUCUUGUUUAUGUUAGAUGGAUCCUAUAGUAUUGGUAAAGGAAGCUUUGAAAAGUCAAAGUACUUAGCAAUGAAGCUUUGCAAUGCCUUGGACAUCAGUCCAGAGAAGGUCAGAGUGGGAGCCAUGCAAUUCAGCAGUACUCCUCACUUAGAAUUUCCACUGGAUGUGUAUUUCACCAAACAGGAGAUAAAAGACAGACUCAAGAGGAUUAUAUUCAAAGGUGGGAGAACAGAAACAAGUCUUGCUUUGAAGUUUAUUCUUCACAAAGGAUUCCUUGGGGGCAGGAACUUGUCAGUGCCCCAAAUCCUCAUCGUCCUGACUGAUGGGAGAUCUCAGGGCAGUGUGGCAAUAACAGCAAAGCAGCUAAAAGAAAAGGGGAUUGUUGUCUUUGCAGUGGGAAUCAGCUUCCCAAGAUGGGAAGAAUUACACACACUAGCCAGUGAGCCAACAGACUGGCAUGUGCUCUUUGCUGAAGACUCUGAAGAUGCUGCCAAUGGCCUCUAUACCACCCUUACUGGCUCCACAAUUUGCAGUGCUGCAUUUCCAGGUUGCAGAGUUGAAUCUCACUCUUGCGAGCGCAAAACACUUGAAAGAGAAAAGGUGUUGACUGGAAACCAUUUCUGCUGGAAGGGAUCAACGAAUGGUAAUACUGUGCAAACAGCACUCUGCCCUUUUUACAAAUGGAGGAAUAUUUUCAUUAAGUAUCCGUCUAGAUGUUAUCGUACCAUGUGCCCAGAUCCUUGUGGUUCCCACCCUUGCCAGAAUGGAGGUACAUGCAUUCAACAAGGGUUAGAAGGCUACCAAUGUGAUUGCCCAAUAGGAUUUGGAGGAGAUGCCAAUUGUGCCCCCAAGCUGAAUCUAGAAUGUAGUGUGGAUCUUCUUUUUCUGGUGGACAGUUCAUCCAGCACAACCCUUGAAGGGUUCCUGCGCUAUAAAGCUUUCCUGAAAAGGUUUCUCCAAGCAGUGUGGAGUAAAGAGAUUCCAGGAAAUGUGGGUGUGGCCCAGUACAGCAGUGAAGUCAAGGUGGCUGUCAAAGCUGGGAAACUCGCAGAUUUGCCCAAUCUGGUGAAGGACAUUGAUUCCAUGCAAUUCAGUGGAGGGAGCACCUUAACUGGCAAGGCUUUACGGUAUAUCACGCAACAUGGCUUUAGGAGCUCGCCCAUCUUCACUGUUGUUCCCAAUGACCUCCCACAUGUGGUUGUUUUGCUCACAGAUUCAAAUGCUCAAGAUUCAGUGGUGGAGGCAGCUAAGUAUGCCAGAGGGCAAAUGAUUUCUCUCAUUGGAAUUGGCAGUGAAUUUUUGAGAGCAGAGCUAGCUGAAGUAACAGGGAAUCCCAAAUGGACAAUUGUCUACUCAGCUCCACAAGAUCUGUUCAACAAGAUUCCUGAUCUCCAGAAAAAAAUCUGCAGCAUAGAUAGUCAAGGUUGCUCAUCUCAGUCCCUGGAUUUGGUGUUCACUUUAGAUUCCUCAGCAUCUGUUGGAAGAGAAAACUUUGUACAGCUGAAAAAUGUUGUGAGUAGCCUCUCGCUCCAGUUUGAUAUCAAUCGGGAUCUGACACAGGUAGGCCUUGUUGUCUAUGGCAAAAGGCCCCAUACCACAUUUAGCCUGGGCAAACACAUUACUAAUUCAGCUCUCUUUGAAGCCAUCAACCAAGCCCCCUUUGUGGGUGGCUCUGCCUCUGUGGGCAGCUCUUUGCUGCAUAUCUCUGAUGAUGUCAUGACCAUCCAAAAAGGAGCGAGGCCUGGCGUGAAGAAGAUCGUGGCAUUGAUCUCAAGUGGGGCUGGAGCGGAAGAUGCCAUAGUCGCAGCCCAGCAACUACGUAACAAAGACAUAUCACUGCUUGUCAUUGGGGUGGGACAUGUCCAAGCAAGCUUGUUGCUGAGGAUUGCAGGUUCUCACAAUAAUCUGCUACAGAUUCCUUCUUAUGAAGAUCUAAUCAAGAACAAAGACAUUAUUAUUGAAAAACUAUGUGAUGAAGCCAAGAGUCCAGCGAGCCCCUGCAAUCCCAACCCCUGCAUGAAUGGUGGCAUCUGCAUUCCUGGAAACAGCAGCUAUCAAUGUCAGUGCCAAAGCUCAGAAGGACCUCACUGUGAAAAGAGAAUUCAGAGAGGUGACGCUUCUCAAACAUGGAUGCGUUCAAGAAGACUCCAUGCUCAUCAAAACAGUCAUGCAGGCGUGAGGUAUACAAAACUCACUGACAUUCAAAAAGGCACAUACAACAGACUCACUGAGGAGGUCAGAAAAUGACUUGUUCCUUCAGCUUCUGAAAGCAUUGGUAUGAAGGCACUAAGAACUAGGCAAUCCUUACAGGAAAUAAUGCUGAUUCAAAGCACAAGAAGUUUGCACAAAAUCACUUCUGGUACACCAGAUGAGAUUUGCAAUAGUUUGCAUUUUUUAUGUUAAAUAUUUAUUACUGAUAUAUGGACCCUUUCAGGAUAGGAUAAGCAUCACUUCUGGACAUUGAGUUUUAUAGAUCUGGUUAUUUUAUUUUUCAAAUUGGAUUGCAAAUUUUAGACAAGGGACUUUAACCAAACCAUCAAAAUUAAUACAUAUUACAAAGAAUUUAUAUAGCAUGUUUUGUAUUCAAAGUGGUUCAGAUACAGUGCGAGACUAUGGUUUAGAAUUCAGUUUGCAGACAAAUUAAAAUAAAUAAAUUAAAUGCAGGUUUAUUUCAACGAAUGCUAGUCUUAUCACCUUGACUUUCUCCUGCCACCCAUGCAGAGAUCUGGCUGCUAUCCUGGCCUGCAUUGCAGUGAGGGUAGUAUUAAAGAACAAGAACAAAGAUGUCCACAUUUGUAUGUCUCACAAAACUAUAGCUAGGAGUAACUGUGAUUAACAAACCAACUUCAAACCAUGGUUUCACAUCCUGGAUAGGAUGACCAUAAAAAUGACCAUAGUUAUCAGAGAGUUGCCUUUGGGCAGUUACACUAUUAUUUUAACUAAAGUUGGACAGAGGACAGUGAUCCCUGUUGAUAUUGUUAGUGCUCUCAGCAGGCUUUAUUAUAAUAACAACAACAACAUUCGAUUUCUAUACCAUCCUUCAGGACAACUUAACACCCACUCAGAGCAGUUUACAAAGUACAUUAUUAUUAUCCCCACAACAACAAACACCCUGUGAGGUGGGUGGGGCUGAGAAAGCUCCUAGAAGCUGUGACUGAGCCAAGGUCACCCAGCUGGCUUCAAGUGGAGGAGUGGAGAAUCAAACCCGGUUCUCCAGAUUAGAGUCCUGCACUCUUAGCCACUACACCAAACUGACUGCUAUCCUGGCCUGCAUUGCAGUGAGGGUAGUGUUGGGGAACAAGAACGUCCACAUUUGUAUGUCUUACAAAACUGUAGUUAGGCGUAACUAUGAUUGACAAACCAAAUUCAAACCAUGGUUUCACAUCCUGGAUAGAGAUACUCUGUAUCUCUAUCUGAUACCCUGUAUCGGAAAGUUGAUACAGUUGACUUCAUCCUUAUUCAUCAGUUGAAAUAUGGGGUGGUUUUCGAGGAGAGGGUCUUUGAUAGCUUUAGUUUUUCUUGUCUGAUCAGACAUAAAGAGUUUCCACCAGUGGAGCUUUAAAAUCAAUAGAUUUGGAUCUGUCUUGUGGAGUGCCUCAGGGUUCCAUUGUUCUUCAACAUUUACAUGAGGCCACAAUGACAGAGUAUGGUGCUUGGGGGUUAAUGUUAUCGAUAUACAGAUGACACUUAGCUCUGCAUCUCACUAUCCAAGCUUCCUGAUGUAUCUGUCUCAGCUCUGUCUUUCAAGCUGUGCUAAAGUGGCUAAGGCAAAACAGGUAGCAGCUGAAUCCAGACAAGACAGAAGUGAUACUAGCUGGGAAAGGUGAUGGUUUAUAGGGACUGUAUCCCUUUGUGGUGGAUGGAGUAGAGUUGGCAUUUGCAAAGCAGGUUAAGAGCCUGGCGGUGCUCAUGGGCCCAGUCUUGCUGUUUGAAAAGUAAGUUGAUAUAGUGGAUAAGAGUGCCUUCUGUGAGCUGCGCUUGGGUCUCAGCUGGUCAGAGCCUUUCAGCUGCUCUGCCAUACUGAUCCAUGCUUUGGUAACCUUGCAGUAAGGUUACUGUAAUGUGUUCUACACUGGGUUGUCCAUGAUAACAAACCAGAACAGCUGCUGUAUCAGAAUGCUGCAGCUCGAUUAUUAUCAGGGGCUAACCUAUGGGAAAAUAUCUUGCCCAUCUUAAAUCAGCUAUAUUGGCAGCCAUUUUGUUUCUGGGUCCAGUUCAAGGUGCUUUUUAUUAUGGCCUUUAAAGCCAUUCAUAGCCUUGGGCCCCUAUAUUUAAAGGAUUCUCUCUUCCUGUGUGUCCCUGUGCACCAACUACAAUCCCCAGGUUGCCACUUACUGUUUGCUCUCCUGCUUAAGGUAGCCUGCCUGGCAUUUACCAACGCCCUCGCUUUUUCUAUCAUAGUUCUAUGGGCUCCCUGAGGAGGUUAAGGGGCACCAUCUCUAGAUGCUUUUAGGAGGUGCUGCAGGGCCGUUCUAUUAACUAGAGUUUUUUAUGAUAUGUAAGCAGCAAGCAUUUGGGAGGGAGGUUUGUUUGGGGUGUGUUGUACUUCACAUGUUUUAAAUUUGAAUUUGUAAGCUGUCUUGAACCACAAAGAAAAAACGAGAUAUAAAUAUUUUAAUUAAUCUACCAUGGCUUUGUUUGAUGUCUGAAUUGAGCUAUUUUGAGGUAAUUCUUACAACAGUCCUGUAAGGUAUGCCGGUAUUAUUAUCCCCAUAUUAAAGAUGUAGGGCUUAAUGGUGAGAGAGGCUUAACUAAGGCCACUUAGUCAAUACAUGGCAGAGGGCCAAAUUUGGACUAGCAACCUACUGGAUCAUAUUCCAUCCUUCUAGCCACUAUACUAUGCAAAUUAUUCUCUGUGUGAUGCCAGCUACUAACGAAGGUUGCAUUUACACAUUAUAUUUUUGUCAGGGUCUCUGUGCAGCCCCUUAUAUUGGAUCUGUGCCUGUGCAGAUUUAGUUUAGCCUGGCUCUGAUGUUCGCCUCUUCCCUCUCCAAAGAGAAAGUGCUGAUGUCACCUCACAUUCAGGAGAGGAAUGGUGGCUCAAUAUUUAGAAAGUUUUGAAAUUAGAUCUGCAUAUCCUAUAUGAAUGAGUUCAUAGAUAAUCUGAUAAAUAUCAGUUACAAGUAAACAGCCUGUCUAUCCUGAUCAGCUGACUGCUUGCAGGUAUAAGGAUUCCGGUGUUCAUCAUGUUUACACACAUACAAGUGCUUCCCCUUACUUGUCCAUGGAAGAAAUAACACCUGAUAUGCAUAUAUUAUGCUUUUCUGCCUCUGAAACAAAUGGGAAAAGCUUCUUUUGCAGUACCUCGAUGUGCAUGUAGAAAGAGCUCAAGAGACCGAAUAUGUGAACUGUCAAACAUGUAGGAUCAGACUUGCAGCCAGACCUGUGAAACUUCAUUCUUAUUCUAAAUGCCUAAUUUUCACAAGCCAUAUGUGUUUAGAACCCUUCCCUUUUCUAUGAUAUGCCUUGUGUUCAAAAUGCAGCAAACAGGAUGAUUGACCACCAUAACAGUCAGGUCUGAAUGGACAUACUGCAGACUAAUACAAACUAUUCUGGCCGUUCUAAUCUUAUUUUCAUCCUACUAUAUAAAAGUCAAGCCGAACUGGCGAUGACUCACUUUUUAACCCCACACAGGCACACUCGCAAGCCCCUCAACAGGGAUAAAAAAUGAGCUGUUGGCAUCACGGUUUGCCUUCCCACCACCAUGGCAGCCUCUUUGUGGCCUCCAGAGGCCUAGAAAGGCACAGCACGGCAGCAGGAAGGCCCAGCGUGGUGGCUCAGCCCUCUGGAGGCCUGGGAAGUCCCAUGGUGGCGGCACGGCCCUCUGGAGGUAGUUUUCUAGAGCUAGUCCUUUGUUGCUAGUCCUUUAUAAAGAUCUUCUUUAGACAUUGUAAGCAACCAAGAAUUUGUUCAUGAGCAUGACCAAGCCCGAAAUCCUCUGCCUCAGGCGCCUCCUCCUCCCUUGGUCCUUCACAUCUUGCACCCAGUUUAAAAACUUUCUUGUCUAGGAAGUCUUCUUGUCAAUUGUCCUGAGAAUUUUGUGGAGCCUUGAAUAUAAAAGUGAGUUGCAUGCAUUUGGUCCUGGGCAAAUUAUCAAAUUAAUAAGGUUCUCAGGUAAAAAAGCAAUAUCAUGGUUAAUGUUCACUCACCCCGCCACUCUCCAUAUUUGGAGAUGAUCUGUGUUGUAAGUUUCUUAUUGGACUUCUGUUCCCGUCUUUGUUUUCUAUUGGUUCUCUGUUCCCACUCUUGUUGCCUAUGUAAAUAAAAGGCUGUGUUGCAGUUUGCUCCUUGAUUCUUUGGUUGAAGACUCCUAGAACCCAUGCAUGUUAAAAAACAA